Messenger RNA from Erigeron canadensis, 1675 nucleotides. RefSeq names its product CBL-interacting serine/threonine-protein kinase 9-like. Lineage: Eukaryota; Viridiplantae; Streptophyta; Magnoliopsida; Asterales; Asteraceae. Gene Ontology annotation, biological process: protein phosphorylation; signal transduction. Gene Ontology annotation, molecular function: protein kinase activity; ATP binding. The transcript is spliced from 14 exons. The coding region runs from base 153 to 1481 and encodes 442 amino acids. The record is from RefSeq and is a predicted model, not a curated record.
ACCAUUUACGUCCUCUUCUUUCUUUCUACACAUUUUUGUUUCUAUCUUUUGCGCUACAAAAUUGCAAAUUUGAUCUCAUUUCAACACCAAAUUAAACGUACUCACUAUUAAUUAGCUAGCAAUCUGUUUUGAUCACACACACAAAAUAAAGUAUGAGUAGCGGUGGUGUGAAAAAGAGGACACGAGUAGGCAAGUACGAAAUUGGCAAGACUUUAGGUGAAGGCAGCUUUGCCAAAGUUAAGUUUGCUAGAAAUCUUGUCACCAAUGAACCCGUCGCGAUUAAGAUUAUCGAUCGUGAUCGUAUUCUUAAACAUAAGAUGGUUGAACAAAUGAAAAGAGAGAUCUCAACUAUGAAGUUAAUCAAACAUCCAAAUGUUCUAAAUCUAUUUGAGGUUAUGGCCAGCAAAACAAAGAUCUAUAUCGUUCUCGAGUAUGUUGAUGGAGGCGAGCUUUUCGAUCAAAUUGCUAAACAUGGAAGACUUCAAGAAGAUGAAGCAAGGAGAUACUUUCAGCAACUCAUUAAUGCUGUAGAUUAUUGUCAUAGUAGAGGAGUGUAUCAUAGAGAUCUUAAGCCUGAAAAUCUGCUCUUGGACUCGUAUGGCGCUUUAAAAGUCUCAGACUUCGGGUUGUCUCAGCAAGUGGAAGACGGGAUGUUACAUACAGCGUGUGGGACACCAAACUAUGUUGCUCCUGAGGUACUUACCGUAAAAGGUUAUAAUGGUGCAGCCUCUGAUAUAUGGUCUUGUGGAGUGAUCCUUUUCGUCCUCAUGGCAGGAUACUUGCCAUUUGAUGAGGCAAACCUCAUGGGCUUGUAUAAGAAAAUUGAAAAGGCAGAUUAUAGAUCCCCUCCAUGGUUUUCAUCUGGUGCAAAGAAACUAUUAUCAAGAAUCCUUGAUCCAAACCCCCGCACUAGAAUAACCAUUCCUGAAAUCUUGCAAAAUGAAUGGUUCAUGAAAGGGUAUAAACCGCCACAUUUUGAGCAGGACGACGAUGUGAACCUUGAUGAUGUAGAUGCCGUCUUCAAUGAAUCCAAGGAACAUCUUGUUACAGAAAAGAAAGAAAAACCUGAAUCCAUGAACGCCUUUGAGCUUAUAUCUCGGUCACAUAGUUUUAGUCUGGAAAAUAUGUUUGAGAAGCAGAAGGGUUUUGUAAAGAGAGAAACAAGCUUUGCUUCCAAAUGUCCUGCGAACGAGAUCAUGUCUAAGAUUGAAGAAACUGCGAAACCCAUGGGUUUCAACGUUCACAAACGCAACUAUAAGAUGAAGUUACAAGGUGAUAAAACAGGAAGAAAGGGCCACCUUGCUGUCGCUACAGAGGUUUUUGAAGUGGCUCCCUCACUGCACAUGGUGGAGCUCAGAAAAACCGGAGGAGACACUCUGGAAUUUCACAACUUCUACAAGAGUUUCUCCUCGGGGUUAAAAGACAUAGUCUGGAGUACCGAAUCAAACACAGAUGAUAACGGUUCAAGAAGGAAAGGGUGAUACUUGCAACUUUUGGCCACAAGAAGGAAGAUGUUGGCAAUGUUGACAUAAUUUGGGAGACGCCUACAACCACAUUUUGUUAUAUAUGGUGUAUAAUGGUUAUAGGAGUUGCAUUCUUUUUUGUGUGUUGUAACUUUGUUAUGCACCAUGGAAUGAAACAAGUUUCAAUGAGCGUCAAUUGGGCCAUGACUAAA